Molecule: messenger RNA, 1425 nt
Organism: Aspergillus puulaauensis
Lineage: Eukaryota; Fungi; Ascomycota; Eurotiomycetes; Eurotiales; Aspergillaceae
Product: FAD-dependent oxidoreductase
Exons: 4
Coding region: 1-1425 (474 amino acids)
Molecular function (GO): FAD binding
Source: RefSeq, a predicted model, not a curated record
AUGGGCUUUCGGGUUAUCAUUGUGGGAGGCAGCGUGACUGGCCUGUCUCUUGCCAAUAUGCUCGAGAAACACGGCAUCGACUACGUCCUCCUCGAGGCAUACCGCGAGAUUGCACCGCAAGUCGGGGCCAGCAUCGGGAUGGCACCUAAUGGGCUACGCGUUCUCGACCAGCUGGGUUGCUAUGAGCGCCUUCAAGAGAUGGCAGGCAACUACUACUUGAAAGCAGAAAUGAGGGACCUUGAGGGGCGCGUCCUGUACAGAAGUGAUGGGAAUGGACAAGCCGAUCUGAUUGAGAAAGCAACGGGAUACCCGGUGAUUUUCCUAGAUCGGCAGAUGCUGCUGCAGGUGCUGUACGAUAUGAUUCAACACAAGGACAGGAUCUUGACUGGAAAGCGGGUUGCUAGAUUGGAGAUGAGCGACGGGGAACUGGCGCGCGUCCACACCAACGACGGUUCAGUGUAUGAGGGCGACAUUGUAGUUGGUGCCGAUGGGGUGCAUAGUGCCACUCGGGCUGAGAUGUGGCGCCUUGCGGACGAGCUUGCUCCGGGAACAUUUACAGCAAACGAAGAGGCCGACGUCAACGCUAACGCCAAGUGCAUCUUUGGCAUUUCCACAAGGCCAACAGGGUUCCCCUCUACCAAACAGCAAUUCAUCUCGAGCAAGGGGGUGAGCUACAUGACGUCCCCGGGCCCUGAUAGUCGACUCUACUGGUUUCUGUUUGUCUCGAUGCCGACUGCCUCCGGCAAGGCGAUUCCUAAAUGGACAAAGAAGGACGAGGAGCUGCUAGCAGAGCAACACCUCCACGACAAAAUUACUGACCAGGUAAGCUUCGGCGACCUCUACAAGGCCCGUCGAAGGACUGCGCUGGUUUCCCUAGAGGAACAUGUCUUCCUGCGGUGGCAUUUCAAGAGGGCCAUUACCAUUGGCGACUCGGCGCACAAGGUCCACCCCAUAACAGUUGUAGGAGGUAAUGGAGCCAUCGAGUCAGCAGCCUUGCUCUGCAAUGCCCUUGUACGCAGACUACCCGAAAACGGCUCUUCCACCAUCUCUGAACCGGAGAUUGAAGAAGCAUUCACAGAAGUCCAGGAUUACCAGCAGCACCGUGCACAAAGCAUUGUCAAAGAAGGAAAGCAGAUGCAGGCCUGGUUGAACCAGACAUUUCCACUCGCUGGUCUGGCCAUGAGACUCGCGUCUCCUUUCCUCAAUGAUGGAUUUUUUACUGAGCGGAUCAUCAAGGUUUAUUCGUCUGCGCCGACGCUGGAGAGGCUUGCUCUACCAGUGCGACCUCCGGCCACGCUACCUCAGACGCAGGUUUCGCGUUCCGAUUUAAGUCUUGUGUGCAAGCUAUUCAGCGCAGCAAUACUGCUGGGGGCCGUUGGCUACGCGGUAGCCUGGGAGAGAAUUCCGUUGUGUCGGCUGUGGUGA